GACGGCCGAAGGGAGCCGCAGGAACGGAGGGGUCCCGCAGACCAUGGCAUCCCAACUUUAUCACAAAAGCGAGACCGUGGCUCUUCGUGAGAAGUUAAUUGCAAAGUCCAUCCCAUUUCGGUGAUUUUUCUGCCACACCUGAGUAAUUUGGAAUGCGCUAUUAACCUACCAAUCUUUGCGAGCGAGGCCAACUGGAGAAGACAUGCAAAGUGCACUGGAGGUCGGGGGUCCAACCUGAAGCUGCAAGGCAGCUGCACUACCUGCUGCACGACCGUGCGGCCCUGGGGGAGUCACUGACGUGUCAUUGCCAGCCCGUGAAGACAUUCCACUUCUAGCUAUUCCUCCAGACUCAGAUAUACCCACUGCUGUGUUCUGUGUGCUGGUUGCUUCCUGCCCAUUGCUCCACAAGGCAGUGAUGUCCAAGCACCCAAGUUCCUUUUGGAGCUCGUCGCAGAAGACGUGGUGUUGAUGGGGUGGAGGUUUCCUGUAUGCUUUACCGCUGCAUACUAGCUGCCACACAACCUUGACUGAAGAAGGCCCUUGUGGAAUAUAAAUAUUGCAGGGAAGUGGUGAAGCAGGCAAUUAAAAGGACCCCUGCAAUGUGCUUGGCGAGCAGGAUCAAGGAGAGUGCCAAGACCUUUUUGUAGGCUUUUUUUCCCAGACGAUCCGAUCAAGAUCGUCAGUGCUCGUGGACAGUAUAUGUAUGAUGAAAUGGGAAGAAGAUACCUGGACUGUAUUAACAAUGUUGCUCAUGUUGGACAUUGUCACCCAGAAGUUGUGAAAGCUGGAUCAGCACAAAUGGCAAUACUGAACACAAAUUCACGUUUUCUUCAUGACAAUAUAGUCCAGUACGCCAAGAAAUUGUCAGAAACACUGCCACCGAAGCUAUCAGCUUUCUAUUUUGUGAACUCAGGUUCAGAGGCAAAUGAUCUUGCCCUCAGGCUGGCUCAACAUUACACCCAGCACGAAGACAUUGUGGUCCUCGAGAAUGCCUACCAUGGACAUCUUAAUUCUUUGAUUGACAUUAGUCCUUACAAAUUCAAGAAACUGAGGCCACAAAAGGAUUGGGUUCACGUGGUACCUAUUCCAGACACCUACCGAGGGAAGUACAGGGAAGAUCACCCUGAUCCAGCAUCGGCCUAUGCAAGUGAGGUGAAAGCAGUUAUCGAUGAAAUAGAAAGGAAAAAUCACAAGGUUGCAGCAUUUUUUGCUGAACCUUUACCAGGUGUUGCAGGUCAUAUAAUUCCACCUACAGGAUAUUUCCAGAAGGUAGCAGAACAAAUUCGGAAUGCUGGGGGAUUGUUUGUUGCUGAUGAAAUCCAAGUUGGAUUUGGAAGAGUUGGCAAGCACUUUUGGGCAUUCCAGCUGGAAGGAAAUGAUUUUUCCCCAGACAUUGUAACCAUGGGGAAACCCAUAGGAAAUGGGCACCCUUUAGCCUGUGUUGCUACAACCAAAGAAAUUGCAGAUGCAUUCGCAGCAACUGGAGUGGAGUUCUUUAAUACAUUUGGAGGAAACCCAGUAUCCUGUGCAAUUGGACUUGCUGUUUUAGAAGUCAUUGAAAAGGAAGAUCUUUGUGAAAAUGCAACAAAAGUGGGUACUUACCUGCUGAAUUUGCUAAAUGAGCAAAAAAACAAACAUCCAAUCAUCGGUGAUGUCAGGGGUGUUGGCUUAUUUAUCGGAGUGGAGCUUGUAAAAGAUCAACAGCAGAGGACACCAGCUACUGAGGAAGCCCAGUACUUAAUUGCAAGGUUCAAGAAGGAAUUUAUCAUACUGAGCUGUGAUGGACCAGAUAGAAAUGUCCUCAAGUUUAAACCCCCCAUGUGUUUCACUGUUGAGGAUGCUCAAUUUCUUGUUGAAAAACUUGACAAACUACUUACAGAAAAGGAGAUGACUGAAACAGGAGCAAACUGAACCUCUGGAGCUGAGUCAAUGAAAACUACAAUAUGGGGAAAAAAUGGCACCAGUGACAUUAUAUAUCGUUUUAGUUUCAAUACAAUUUCAAUUAUUUACCUAAUUAAGUUUAAUUUUUAUCUUUGAUCUUGCAUUUAAAAAGCAAAUUGUGAAAUUCACUUUCAAGAGAGUGGUGAAUCUGUGGAAUUCUCUGCCACAGCAAACUGUUGAGGCCAGUUCAUUAGCUAUGUUUAAAAGGAAGUUAGAUAUGGCCCUUGUGGCUACAGGGGUCACGGGGUAUGGAGGGAAGGCUGGGUUCUGAGUUGGAUGAUCAGCCAUGAUCAUAAUAAAUGGCGGUGCAGGCUCGAAGGGCCGAAUGGCCUACUCCUGCACCUAUUUUCUAUGUUUCUAUGUUUCAAGAUUGCCACUGACAAAUGCCACAAGUACCACAAGAUUUGUGAAAUAUUUGAUUUCACACAAAUUAUUUCUUUUGAUAACAGAAAUGAGCAAGUCUAAGACACUGAUUCUGAUGUUUUCAGAAGUUACCAGAAUCAUCUGAUAUAUUCACAUUACUGUAUCAUUCCCAGUUUUGAAAUUGAUGUGCUGUUCAUCUGUAGACGGCUCC
This is a messenger RNA of Mobula hypostoma (lesser devil ray), 2515 nucleotides long. Its product is annotated as 5-phosphohydroxy-L-lysine phospho-lyase-like. The transcript has 13 exons. The coding region runs from base 700 to 1911 and encodes 403 amino acids. The record is from RefSeq and is a predicted model, not a curated record. Lineage: Eukaryota; Metazoa; Chordata; Chondrichthyes; Myliobatiformes; Myliobatidae. Gene Ontology annotation, molecular function: transaminase activity; pyridoxal phosphate binding.